CUCUUUUUCUUUCGCCAUCAGUCUUUCUCUCAGACUCUCUACAUCCACAGCAUCCCUGGCCACACGCCUGUACCAUUACCCAGUAGCUUUAAGAGUGUGUGCGGAAGAUUCAGUCGAAAGAGAUCCUCACUAAGAUUCAAGCGUUUCUGACAAGUCCGUCAUGAGUACCUUUGGGUACCGAAAGGAGCUGAAGAGGUAUGAAUCAGUGGAUGAAGAUGAGGUGCUGGCUGGCUUGUCGUCUGAGGAACUCCAGGAGCUGGAAAGGGAGUUGGCGGAUAUGGACUCGGAUGACAAUGUACCUAUCGGGCUGAGGCAGAAAGACCAGACGGCCAAGAACCCCACAGGCACCUUCUCCAGAGAGGCACUGCUGAAAUACUGGGAGGACGAGACACGCAAACCGCUAGAGGAUGACAGAUCUGAAUCAUCCCCUGAACAUGGCCUCAUGGAGGAAGGACAGACUGAUAAGAGUGAAGAGGAAUGUGUGACAGAGAGUGACAGUAACAUCACAGAGUCUGAGGACAAUGAUGAGGAAGAGGAAUGCCAAAAUGGAAGGGAAGGGAGCGAAGACGAGGCAGGUGAGGAGGAGAAUGGUUCAACUGAGGAUGAAAAUGAAGAGGAAAAGAAGGACAAAUGCAAAGAGGAGCCUUUACCCACUUCUGGUAGACAUGGGCAGAAUGUUGUUGACCACCUGUCAAGACACCCAGGGAAUGGUUCUGAAAGGGGAGACUUGAGAAUGACAACGACAGACCAAAACCUAAAUGUGACUCCAGACAGACCUUGCGGGAACCCUAUCGUGAUUGACGAGGCACUUGAACGGAUCCUUUGCGAUGAUCCCACGAUGAGCGAGCUCAACUUCAACAACAUCGAAGACAUCUCUCAGGAGACCUUGCUGCGUAUCUCCGAAGCACUGAGCGCCAACACACACGUACGUGUUUUUAGCCUUUCCAACACCCGCGCCAAUGACCGGGUUGCCUUCGCCGUCUCCAAGAUGCUCAGAGAAAACUGCUCCAUCACCAACCUCAACAUUGAGUCCAACUUUGUGUCUGGCCGCGGCAUCUUGGCGCUGUUGGCAUCGCUCCAACAAAACUGUACUCUGGUGGAGCUGCGCUUCCACAACCAGAGGCACAUCUGCGGGGGGCAGGUUGAGAUGGAGAUGGUUCGCAUCCUGAGGGACAACAACACCCUCCUCAAGCUGGGCUACCAAUUUGAUCUGCCAGGCCCCAGGAUGACCGCCACCAGUAUUCUGACCCGCAACCAGGACCGACAGAGGCAGAGGCGGCUGCAACAACAGAGGGAGCAAGGCCAUCCUGAAGCAACAGUCCAGCCCAGGGCCGAUGCCGGGACAACAAGCCUAGUUUCUGGAUCGCCUCCUUCAAACAAACCACCCUGGUCCUCUCCAAAACAUGCAAGGAAUGACCAAACCCUAAAUAACGUCCCUCCUCCGCCUCCCCCUCCUCCACUCCCUGGCCUUCAGUCUGAGAGGAAUACACCGACCAGGAAGAUUGCAGAGAUGAUCAAACAACAUGAAGGGAGCACAAAGGGUCAGUCAGGCCAAAAUAAACCCAAAUCCAAGAGGGGCAAAAAUGGAGCCAACAAGAAGGAGAGCUCUGACAUUCUCAAGGAGCUGAAGAAUGCCUUGAAGCCUUCUUCGCGAAAGAAGAAAGACAACCCACCCCGGCCACUAGCACCUCAGAUGUCUACCCGCGAUGAUCUGAUGGCGGCUAUUCGUGGUAGCAGCAUUAGAUCACUCAAAAGGGUGACUCUCCAACAGGAUCAAUGUUAAUAUUGUGGUGAUCAAGAGCUAUUCUGCACAAAUACCGCACCCACUUCAUUCUGUAUUCAUAAAAAAAUUUAACAUUUUUACCACAAAUGCUAAAUAUAUAAAUAUAAGUAAAUUAAAAUAUAAUAAUUUGUUUAUGUAUUACUAUGAAACUUUCUGCUUGGAAAACUGUUGAUACAUAUGAUUUUGUUACAGUGUUAUGUAAAUACUUUCCUGUCAUGUUGUGAGAAAUACUAUACUUGACUUGAUUGCAUAUUAUCAAUGGGUGGCAAUUUAUGGAUUAAAGGCACAAUCCAUAAUAUUU
This is a messenger RNA of Coregonus clupeaformis (lake whitefish), 2084 nucleotides long. RefSeq names its product leiomodin-2. Gene Ontology annotation, biological process: muscle contraction; pointed-end actin filament capping; myofibril assembly. Gene Ontology annotation, molecular function: tropomyosin binding; actin binding. The record is from RefSeq and is a predicted model, not a curated record. The transcript has 3 exons. Lineage: Eukaryota; Metazoa; Chordata; Actinopteri; Salmoniformes; Salmonidae. The coding region runs from base 161 to 1783 and encodes 540 amino acids. Gene Ontology annotation, cellular component: myofibril; striated muscle thin filament.